Messenger RNA from Cynoglossus semilaevis (tongue sole), 1300 nucleotides. RefSeq names its product stanniocalcin 1, like (gene stc1l). Gene Ontology annotation, molecular function: hormone activity. Lineage: Eukaryota; Metazoa; Chordata; Actinopteri; Pleuronectiformes; Cynoglossidae. Bases 143 to 931 code for a protein of 262 amino acids. The record is from RefSeq and is a predicted model, not a curated record. The transcript is spliced from 5 exons. Gene Ontology annotation, biological process: intracellular calcium ion homeostasis. Gene Ontology annotation, cellular component: extracellular region.
UGUGUGUGCGUGUGCGUCUGAUUGGCCAGUGUCUGCUGCUCCUCUGUGUGUAUAAAUACCAGCAGAGGUUUGAGGCUCAGACACGGCACCAGAACCACAGAGACUCACUCAGAACCUCAGCCUCCUCUUCAUCACCUCCAUUAUGCUUCCUCCAGGCUCCUCCUGUUUCCUCCUCCUCCUCGUGCUCCCCUCCAUCCUCAGCUUCACCGUCCAGAUGCUGCCGGAGGAGGCUGCUCCUCGCAGAGCUCGGUUCUCCUCCAACAGUCCAGCGGACGUAGCCAGAUGUUUAAAGAGUUCUGUGGGAGUUGGCUGUGGAUUCUUCUCCUGUCUGGAGAACUCCACCUGUGACACUGACGGCAUGCAUGAAAUCUGUGAACUCUUCCUGCACACAGCAGCUACCUUCAACACGGAGGGGAAGACUUUUGUGAAGAAGAGUCUCCAGUGCGUCUCUCAGGCGAUCGCAGCCAAGGUCCAACACACCAUCCGUCGCUGCAACAUCUUCCAGAGGAUGAUCGCUGAGGUACAAGAGGAGUGUUACACCCGCUUUGACAUCUGCACCGUGGCCCGCACCAACCCUGACGCUAUUGGAGAGGUGGUGCAGAUGCCAACCCACUUUCCCAACAGAUAUUACAGCACUCUGCUGCAGACCCUGCAGUCCUGUGAUGACCAGACGGUGGCAGCAGUGAGGGCAGGUGUUGUGGCCCGGCUGGGCCCUGACAUGGAGACCUUCCUGCAGCUGGUGCAGAACAAACCCUGCUCCUCUGGUUCUCCUGUCCCUGCCUCCGUCUACAACAACCCCGCCAGCUGGAGGAACAUGCCCGUCUUCAACGUCCAGCCCAGCUUCAUAGGACGAGACGACACCCACCUGUUCGCCCGCAGGUCUGUGGACGAGCAGAUGCAGGACCAGGUCCAGACUGAGUCAGAGAAGUAGGGAUUGGACCUGAACCUGACCCAAACACCUCAGAUGAUCAGAAUGUAUGGAGCUGUGAUUUCCCACUGACGUAGAUGACAUUUAAAGUUUGACUUGUCUUCGGUCCAUUUUUCAAACCAAUACCAAAGAAGUGACAACUAGAACAUCGAGGCCUGUUACAGUAAAACUAAGAUUUGAUAUUUAUUUUCUUAAAGAAGUUAAUUUAUGAAGCAGUUGUAAUUUAAUGUAGAGUGUGUGUGGAGCUCAGAGGUCCACGCUGGCCGUGGACCUGGGUCUGACUCCUGCGAGGAGACGUAUUUUAGUCCUAAAGUUGUAACUUUAGAUGAAGACACUGUUGAUGUUUUAUGGAAAUAAAUGAUGAGAUGAGGA